CUGUUCACCAAAAGAGGAAAUCUCGUCUUUUCAUCACAGCUCCAAAUCCCCACCGGUGAGACAGACAACUCAGCUGUGUUUUGGACCAUGGGUAGUUAUUAUGGGCUGGUGGUUCUGGUCGUCUUUGUCCUGAUUCCUGCAAGAUGCGGUGAGAGUUGUGGGGGGAGGGACGGCCGGGCGGGGGAGGCAGGAGCUCCGGGUAGAGACGGAUAUCAAGGAGCCAAAGGAGAGAAGGGAGAAGCAGCGGUGAAGUUUCAGGGUCCGGUGGAUGAGGCUGCCCUGCGGAGGUUGAAAGGGGAGGCGGGGCGGCGAGGCGAGCAGGGGACGAUGGGCCCUAAAGGGUACCGUGGACAUCUGGGAGCCCCGGGGCUUCCCGGAGAGCCCGGACGCCCCGGCCCCGAGGGGAAGGGCAUCGGCCAUGGAGGACAGGGGGCUCCGAUGGCUCGAUCAGCCUUCUCAGCGAUUCGGACUAUCAACACUUAUCCUGCAGUUGGAAGGGUGAUAACAUACCAGAAUACCGUGGUAAACACACCUGAGGGCGACAAUAAGGACUUUAACGCGGCCACAGGUCAAUUCACCUGCAGAGUCCCCGGAGUGUAUUACUUCACCUUCAACUCUGUGGCCAAGGUGAGCAUGUGUGUGGAUAUAGCGAGCGAAGCUUUGGUGAACAAGCUGGGAUUUUGUGAUUACAACAAGAACACUGAACAGGUGCUGUCGGGCGGCGUGGUUCUGCAGCUGACUGCGGGACAGAAGGUUUGGCUCGAGUCCUUCAGAGACCAGCAGAAAGACAAUGAAAGAAGAGACAAUCAAGAGAAACAGACCAUCUUCAGCGGCUUCCUGCUCUUCGCAAGUCCAGAAUAAAGUCCAAUCAUUUACAGCCCAAAAUCUGAAACCAAAUAAAGCCGUUUUCAGAAGGAAGUCACUAUAAAGCAGCAUCACAGUACAGUUAUAUCGCCGAACCCUUUGUACAUGCAAAUAAAUGAACAGUAUGAAAUUGA
Eleginops maclovinus (Patagonian blennie) is the source of this 998-nucleotide messenger RNA. RefSeq names its product complement C1q subcomponent subunit A-like. Gene Ontology annotation, molecular function: protein binding. NCBI's taxonomy places the organism in Eukaryota, Metazoa, Chordata, Actinopteri, Perciformes, Eleginopidae. The transcript is spliced from 7 exons. The record is from RefSeq and is a predicted model, not a curated record. Bases 88 to 861 code for a protein of 257 amino acids.